GCGACUCGAAAGCGUCCUCACUCCAUACGAGAAGAUAGUCUAUGUAUAAAGUCUCGUGGCUCAUACACGAAGAAUUAAUACGCGCGAUAUAAGUCGGUCAGUUGAAAGAGAGAAAACGGACGCUCGUAUAUCAUGGUACAUCUCGAGUAAAAGAGGGAAAGCGACACUCCACCGACGUUUUUUUUACGAUACGUUCUCGAAAAACACCUGGGCGCGAAACAACCCCGCGAAACUCUACCUGUCGGCGCUCCUUGAAAGAAGCGCUCUCCGCCUUUUUCGCGCCUCGCCGCGCUCAACUCGCAUAGUGUCACAGAGAUAAAAUCCUGCGCGAGGAUCUCCUGCCGCAUCCGCGAGGGAAGGAUAAGCGCGAGUCCGCGAAAAGAGAAGGAAAGCGAUCCCGAAGCAAAUAAGGGAGGAAGCUUCGAGAGAGUCAAUUAUCGUUCAUCAUUUGCUAUCUCAACAUACGCGAGUGGAAAUGUUGAAUCCGUGUACGAGCUGCCACAACGCGAGGCUAAUCGUCGUUGUCAUGCUCGUGGUCACCAUGUAUUACCCGGCUUUGAUUGACACGGCGGUGGUCCGUUCCGAGAUAUUGGAUGAGCAGUUACUGCUUAGAGCUCUGAGUGGUCCUAGGUAUACAAGAAUCUCACGGUCCACGGAAAACAGUGACGAGAAGGAUACGCCGGUACGAUAUUGUAAUUCGGCUUGCGGAUGGGCGGUCUACCAUCCGUACAUGCGCACCAUUGAAUACUUUAUGAGAAACACCUGCGAGUGCCCGGACAAGAGCUACAAGUGCGUGCGCUCCGGCGACGAUCUGUCCGCGAGCGCGUAUGUGUACCGCUGCCGCCAGAACACGACGGCGAACGAAAUCGAGUUUCCGGAGGACGCCAACUGAGACGAGGCCGGCGGCAUCGUCGCGGAGCCUCCCCCUCGCCUGGUCACGCCAACCUGAGAUUAGCGGCGCGACGCGUGACGUCUUCGCGAUCCAUCAUCGUCGGGCUCCUCGACGCAAUUAGCCCUAUACGCUAAUGUACGCUUCCGAAAGUGAUCAUCUCCACCCACCAUCUCCGAUGAGCUUCUAGCUCUUGGCUAGAGCGGAGGAUCAACGGAUCGAGUGACCACCAUCGGGUUUCUCCGCUAUUGUCAAAGUUCGAAUUUUAGGUACUUACGAGUACAAACGGGGAACGCCAGCCGCGACAAGCGCAUAUAUAUAUAUGUGUGUACGUAUAUGUAUAUAUAUAUAUAUAUAUAUAUAUAUAUAUAUAUAUAUAUAUAUAUAGUUAAUUCCCAUUUGGACUAAUAAUCUUAUGAAUGAAAAAAAGGGGAACUUUUUUAACGCGCGAAAUGCAGAGUAUAUUACAUUAGGCUCCGGUACAAAAUGUCCAUAUUUUAAGCUCACUCGAUUUAUCGCCAUCGAUAUCAUUUUCCCGACGAAUCCAAGCGAUAACUAAAGAGUCCUACGAAUCGUCUCUAUUCAUCUUUAAUCUUCAUAAUUUUUUUAUUUUUAUUUGUACUGUCGCGAUGUACUUCAAAUUUCAUGCCCAUUCAUCGAUUCGUCUCUCUUUCUCUCUCUCUCUCUAUUUCACUGAAUAUCUUAUAUAAUUAGCGAUAAAUAGCGGCCUUACAGUAAUCGAAAAUAAAAUAUAUAUCGGAUAAGAAAAUAUGACGUUAAUUGUACAAAAGGAAAAAAGUUUAGUAUACGUUUUCGUAGACACGUUCAUCAUCUGAGCAAAAAUCGUUACGAUCUAAACGUAAAGAAAUUCAACGUCUCCUCCUCCGUCAUCUGUGUGUAUAGGAUUUAGAUAUAGAAUAAUUCUAAAGAUUUAUCGAUGCAGGCUAACAGUCUAAUUUAUAUUGCUAUAUUACGUUAUUAUUGUUUAUACCAAAAAAAAAAAUUGUGACAAUCGCGAAAUUAACGCCGAUCUCGCUACAAUUUGAUAGCGAAUCAACUAAAGGAUAUUCAAUUCGCAUCAUUUGCAACUAUUCGGAUCUUAUUCCGAUUAUAAGACUAUAUUCGAUGACUCUCGACUUGUAAUGAAGUGCAAAAUUAAAACGUAUGCGUGUGUAUAAAUGUAGAAAAAUACGGGCCUUUUACAACGCGCUUACAUAUCUCUUCACCUUACAUUUGUACUUAACGGAAGAAGUCGUUACGAAUUAAUCAGAAAAAGAAAAUGAUUCUUCCUUUUUGUAUAAUAAUGUAUUAUUUAUAACGAAAAAUUUUAAUUGCGAUCGUCCAUAUCCGUUACUUAACGAUCACGCGAGUAUCGAUAUGAAUACGAGCGUAAGUCGUUUUUAUCCGUGACCUUUUGCUUUAAUCGCACGGGUAGAGUUGUCGAACUGAGUGACCACAAAAUUGCGAACAAAGCAGAUCAUGCAUGAAACGCAUAUAUAUAUAUAUAUAUAUAUAUAUAUAUAUAUAUAUAUAUAUAUAUAUAUACUAUGUGCGUAAGCACAUCGCGUAAUCUUUCAUAAGCUCGAUAAAAAGAGAAAGAAAAUGUGGACCAAGCGAAUUGAAACGCAAUGUGUCAAAAAAUUCACGCGAGGUAUAUCUAUUUCAAAUCACGGAAGUUUUUUUUUUUAAAGCUACAGCUAUACCAAACUAUUAUAAUAUUUUGGAUAAUAGCCUCAAAAUCACGCAAAUUCAAUUGCGGUGAACGAAACUGGUAGCGGUACCUUUAGUAGUUUAGUACUGAUUAGUCUUGAUUAGGCUUGAACGCACAUUCUGAAAAAAUGAGGCACCACAUGUUUCUCUCAAUCUGACCGGAACUCGUAACACAGAUGUAUGAAAACGUCUCAAGGAGACGAGCUUAGAUUAAGAAUAAGAAAUAAAUAUUUUCAUUUCGUUGUAUUUCGCAUACGCAACAUUUCAUUUGUUAUGUAAUAUACAAGAAACAUAAAUUAUGAUUACGCGAUUAAAUAUUGAUCGAUGCAUUGUAUAAAUAUUGUCUCUAAUUUUAUCACUUUUAAUAUAAUAAAACCAAGUUGUAAGACUUGCGACUAUUCUUCA
This is a messenger RNA of Cataglyphis hispanica, 3004 nucleotides long. RefSeq lists its product as uncharacterized. Lineage: Eukaryota; Metazoa; Arthropoda; Insecta; Hymenoptera; Formicidae. The transcript is spliced from 3 exons. The record is from RefSeq and is a predicted model, not a curated record. Bases 476 to 892 code for a protein of 138 amino acids.